GAACUGUCCAAAAUUUCGAGUGGAAUUUCAAGGUUCGGCGCAACCCUUUACUAACCGUGCGUGCGGGCCGGUAUUAAACCGGUUCAGAGCUUAUAAUUACAAAGCCGAAUGCAGAAUCUGAGCAGAGACCCGGACGGAGUGAAGAAGAGAGACAUAGAAAUGGCGGGUAGGGUUUUAUUUUCAGCUUCAGUGGGUCUCCGAAAAUCUCAUAGCCUCCUGAUUCUUUUCUCUAAUUCAUUCAUUUCCAUCCCAAAUGAGUCCCUUCCCAAAGCCAGUUUGGUUGAUGUUAUGUGCAAGGCUUUUGGUCCACAGCAAGCUUUUUCCCCAACCUAUGACAGAAAGAGGUUUCUGCUUGAGAGGCAUGUCUGGAUUCAUUCAGCUCCAUCUCUGAAUGCUUCUGAAAACGUUGUUGGGACAGUCAACCAUUCUGAGGGAGUUUCUAGCAUCAAGGAUGCUUAUAGUGGUAAUCUUAAGGCAAAGAGGAAGAAAUUAAAGGGUAAACGAGCUGUAGUAAGGUGGUUGAAAUUCUUUAGGUGGAAGAAGAAGAAAGAUUAUGAAAGAAUGACAGCUGAAGAAAAAAUUCUUUACAAACUUAGAAAGGCUCGGAAGAAAGAAGAAAGACUUGCUACAGCAUUAAAUAAGAUUGAGCCCGCAGAAUCAUCGGAAACAACCCAUGAUCCAGAAAUAUUGACUCCAGAAGAGCACUUUUUCUUUUUGAAGAUGGGCCUCAAGUGCAAAAAUUAUGUGCCAGUAGGAAGACGGGGAAUUUACCAGGGUGUAAUUUUGAACAUGCACCUCCACUGGAAGAAACAUCAGACUUUGAAGGUGGUGGUUAAAACAUUCUCACCGGAGGAAGUCAAGGAGAUUGCUGCUGAGCUUGCAAGAUUGACAGGUGGGAUUGUGCUCGACAUUCAUGAAGAUAAUACAAUAAUUAUGUACAGAGGGAAGAAUUAUUCUCAGCCACCAACAGAGAUUAUGUCACCCCGGGUCACUCUUUCUAGAAAGAAGGCUCUUGAUAAAUCCAAAUAUAGGGAUGGCCUUAGAGCUGUUAGGAAGUACAUCCCAAAGCUUGAGCAGGACCUUGAGUUGCUACGUGCUCAAGCUGCAAACAACUUCAAUCCUGUGCAACAUGUGCCAAACGCUGAUGAUCAGAAUGUGGGUUCUGGGAAGAGUUCAAGCACGCCACUGGAGGGUUCAAAUAAAUUGAAAGAAUUUUUGGAUGAGAGCAAGGAACUUACAGAAAAUGAAUCCAAAACAGAUUUGCUUUUGGCUUCUGAUUCUGAGGACUUGUCAGAUAUUUUUGAGACCGAGUCUGACACAGAGACAGAGGAGAGGGAAGAACAACCGCUUUUUCUGGAUGAAUUUGAGAAAUUUCCAGUAGAAAGUGAUGGAGAGCCCGAAGAUUUUGAGGAGCACUUACGCCAAAUAACAAUGGGCUCUAAAGUCCCAGUGGCAUCUGAGGAAGAUGUUAACUCUCCAAACUUUGAUGAGGUAGAUCGGAUGUUUUUACGUGCUGCUUCACUCCUAAAGAAAAAGAGGAGUUAGGAAGAUUCGUGAUUAGUGUAAUUCUCAUAAUAGAUGUUGUAGAUGUACAUUUACUCUUGCUUCCCCUUUGAGGCUUGACUGCAUAGACAGUACUUAAUGCAUGGAAAAGUUGCAGUGCGGCAUUUUUCGGUAGAAAGAGGUGCAUGUGCGACAUUUUUCUAGCAGGCAGAAUCUGUAAAAGCAUGUCAAAUUGCUCGACCUCAAGUUUCUCGUUGCUAUUGUAUACCCGUCUCUUCAAAUUGCCAUGUAUUGAUAUUAUCUAGGUUCAGAGAAAGCAACUUAACAUUUUCCUUCAUAAUUGUACAAACACUUGGUUCUGAUAUAAUUUCGUUCAGAGGUUUUAUGAAUUUACAA
Gossypium raimondii (Peruvian cotton) is the source of this 1899-nucleotide messenger RNA. RefSeq lists its product as uncharacterized. Lineage: Eukaryota; Viridiplantae; Streptophyta; Magnoliopsida; Malvales; Malvaceae. The transcript is spliced from 4 exons. The coding region runs from base 109 to 1545 and encodes 478 amino acids. Gene Ontology annotation, molecular function: RNA binding. The record is from RefSeq and is a predicted model, not a curated record.